Messenger RNA from Sphaeroforma arctica JP610, 692 nucleotides. RefSeq lists its product as hypothetical. The transcript is spliced from 3 exons. Lineage: Eukaryota; Ichthyosporea; Ichthyophonida. The record is from RefSeq and is a predicted model, not a curated record. Bases 21 to 392 code for a protein of 123 amino acids.
GCCAUCAAUCCAUUGCAGUGAUGGAGUACAGACUGCUCCAUCUCAAUCAAAUGAAUGCGGCGAGUUUCGAGAAACUCUUUGCCGGAUUCAAUGAGAGUGCAAAGCUGGCAGGCCAGGAUGCCGAAGUACAGUUAUCCAGUCUUGCAGCGAGUCGACUACAACAGGCGCUGCAGAACGGAAAACACGCUAUGGCUGUGCAGGAUGCGUGGCAGAAGAGUACCCUGUUCAGUUUCAAAAAUCAGGACGAGUCUAAGGAAAUCCCCCAGAGGGAUCUAAUCCGGCCGAUGCAACAGAAGCUGUACUGUCUGUCGCCCUAUAUCGAGGUGAAGGACUUCUAUCGGUUUGCCACGUCUGUAUUGAAGAAUACGCCAUACGGGAAGAAGGCUACCUGAGCACUGUAGCACGCCAUUGGGCAGCAUUCAGGAUAUACAUGAGGGCCAGAAGACUUUUUCACCGGAUUUAACAUGGACACACACUAGUUUGAUGUAAUGCCACACACUUGGGGUGCUCGUAGUUUGUCGGUGUAUUCUCCGUACAAUCCGUGUGUCACAUUGGAUACACACGCCGUAUGGAAAGAACCGCUCCCCGUAGUCACGGCACUAACAUACCAAUAUUCAUUAAAGACUCCAACGGAUUAUUGUGUACAUACAAUACAAUUCCGUUUGCUUUACACGAUCCCACAAGGAAUGCCC